AUGGCUGCCCAGCCGAACGCCCCAGCUGCCGCGCAGCCCGUGCCCCACAUCGUCCGCUUCAACCGCCAUGACCCCGACGACGUCGCCGAGCAGGUCGCAAAAGUGCUCGAGGUGUACCCACGACUCGACCAAGAGCGCAUCGCAGAAGCGGUCCGAGAGGGCCACCCGGGUGAAGUGGUCGUGGAGAUGAUCCUCGAGGGCCGUCUGGUGAUCGAGCGUCGAGUCUCUGACCGCAUUCACGACAUCAGCCAGCGCCUUCUCGAAUACCAGGACAGCGGUGACGAGUCGAGCGAUGAGGAAGGCCCCGCCCGCGCGAACAACAACAACGUGAACGUGCCGGCGGUGCCUCACUACAUGGGCUGGGGAUAUCAACGUGCCCCGCCGAUGCCCGCCCUGAUGAGGACCACCCUGCUCGAGCAGUACGAGCGGGAACUCCGCGACUUCUACGGCACCGUCCCCCACGCUCGGCGCACCCGGCUGCACUUUUUGGGCAACGACAGGACCUAUCUGCUGCGCGUGUGCCCCAAUGUGCCCGAGUACCGGCUGAAGGUGGUGAUCGAGUACUCAAUGUCCGUCGACUGUGCCUUCAUCGCCUGUUUCCUCCUCGCCACCCACGUUCGCACCGACGAGGUUCACACCCGCAUCCUCGAGAUCCUGCUCCGAGUUACUGGCGCCCUGCCGACCCCGCUCCUCUUGAAGCGCACCAACGAGGCACAGAAGAUGCGCGAUGCCCUCACCAACCCGUACAAAUGGUUCCACGCCAAGAACUUUCGAGAUCUCAUGGUCCAGCAGGUCACCCAGAAGUUCCAGCCAGCCAUGGCUAAAAUUCGCGCCGCCGAGUUUGGACCGGUGAUCACCGUCGAGCGGUUCGAGUGUGAGAUCUGCUGCGGCGAGAAGCCGAAGAAGAAGGCCGUCUACUGCACGGUGGAGGAGGAGGAGGAGGAAGAAGAGGAGGAGGAGGAGCAAGAGCAAGAAGCGCAAGACACCCAGGAAGAUGAUGAGGACGAGGAUGAGCCGGUGGUCGCCGAGGGCGAGGAGGACGACACGGUCACCGCCGAUGAGAUCAGCGCCCACGGGGAGCCGGAGGAUGAGGAGGAGGAGGAGGAGGAGAAGGGGCACAAGUUCUGCCGUGAAUGCGUCAAGGGAUACGUGGAGGCGGCCAUUGACGAUGCCGUCUCGGUGUCGAAGGACGCCUCCGGGCUGCAGUGCAUGAUGAACGGCUGCAACGGCACCAUCAAAUAUCCCGUGCUCCGCAAAUGCAUCCCGAAGCGCGACAAGCAGACGCGCCGCCGCCUCUGGAAUCUGCUGACGAAGCACGCGCUGAUGGAGAGCGGCAUCCAGCUGGAGGAGUGCAUCUACUGCACCUAUGCCCAGGAGUUCGAGCAGACCCCCGACGUCAACAAGGUGUUCGAGUGCCUGAAGUGCUAUGCCCGGUUCUGCCGCGUCUGCAAGGUGAAGUGGAGCACGCACAUGGGCCAGAAGUGCGACGAGGUCAAGGCGUCCGCCCUGACGAAGGAGGAUCGCGUGCGGCUCGAGCUCGAGGAGGCCCUGGCGAACCUGUUUGUGCGCAAGUGCGGCCACUGCGGCAAGCUCUUCCAGAAGAUUGACGGGUGCAACAAGAUGACGUGCAGCUGCGGCAAGUUCACGUGCUACGUCUGCAACCACCUCAUCGCCGGCUAUGACCACUUUUGCAACCACCCGACCGAGCCGGGCGCCAAGAACUGCCCGACCGGAUGUGGCCGUUGUAUGCUGUGGGCCGACGCGGACAAGGAGAGGCUGGAGAUGGGCAACGCCGUCCUCGAGCGGUUCAAGGGCAGGCUGGCCGACGACGUCCUCAAGGUGUACGCCGACGGGCUCGGCGAGUUCAAGCAG
Messenger RNA from Mesorhabditis spiculigera, 1872 nucleotides. The record is from the annotation of a GenBank genome assembly. Lineage: Eukaryota; Metazoa; Nematoda; Chromadorea; Rhabditida; Rhabditidae.